AUGUCCACAGAUAAAGAAAAGUUUGCGGUAGAGGUGUAUCUUAGAGAAGUUGUGGCCCAAGCUAACCAGAAGUAUCACUGCAACAUCAUUCUCACAGAUGUUUUGUCCGCCAGUCUGCUUCAGUCGCUUUCGUCAUGUCGUGGCAGGCUUGUCGAUUCGUUCGAGCACUAUGCAGCACUGUACGAUAUCAAGCCACCAGAAGAUUCUCAGCUGUCCGCCUCUGCCCGCCAAGAAUAUAUGAAAGAGCGUCAAAAAGUACUCUUUGACUCGUCGAAGGCAGGCCUCUUCACAAACUUCCUCCACAGUCACGAGAUCACUGGCGAUACCGUCGACCUUCUCAUGUUCAACAACGAAAAUUUGAUAGAGGGCCAUAUCCAAAAAUGGUACAGGGACACUAAAUCGCCGCUUUGUGACGAGACUUUCAGUCGCAGCUUAACCACGACUCCAGUCACGCUGUUGGCGUGGUCAGCAGUUGCGCUGCGAGCUUCAAUUGACAAAAUAGUCAAUUCACGUGCUACCCGCUUCAGCAAGAACAAGUACGCAAGUUGGUACUUUGAUAUUGUAAAAGACAUGGAGCGCACCUCCGCGCAUCCAGUUCAUGGGAAGCUGUUCAAAAGCCGUCUGUUCAAGCUCCACGUAAGAGGGAUGGAGGCAGCGACAAAGUUCUUACAAGACAAUCAGACUGCUGGAGUCAUCUAUAUACCCUCAUUGCCAUCGGAAUUGUCUCAGCCUCUUGACUUGUUCAGGUCGAAGUUGAACUUUCCUAUCUCGCAAUCUUCCACUGCACCCGCGCCAUUGCCAGUGUGCUCGGCAGGAGCUGAGCCAUACUCGGAGAUUCCUUCCCAGUUUUCACAAAUACACACCUUUGCAGGAGGCUCCGAGUCACUGUUAAUGCCCCCUUUGCAGACUCGGAUAACUCGCUCACAGGCCCUUCUUACUAUUCACAACCCGGUGCCAGUUCGCAGUACCUUGGACACGAGAUGA
Molecule: messenger RNA, 984 nt
Organism: Suillus discolor
Lineage: Eukaryota; Fungi; Basidiomycota; Agaricomycetes; Boletales; Suillaceae
Exons: 4
Coding region: 1-984 (327 amino acids)
Source: RefSeq, a predicted model, not a curated record